Messenger RNA from Mucor mucedo, 738 nucleotides. RefSeq lists its product as uncharacterized. The record is from RefSeq and is a predicted model, not a curated record. The transcript is spliced from 3 exons. The annotation marks the transcript as partial. Lineage: Eukaryota; Fungi; Mucoromycota; Mucoromycetes; Mucorales; Mucoraceae.
CUAUGGUUGACCAGAUCUUGACACAGGAUGAGGUGCCUUGUGUAGUUUCCAGUAGCACAAGUGAACCUAUCCCAACCUGUUGGAUGCAAUCUCGUAAACGCACAAAAUCUAUACAAGCAGAUUGUAUACAAGAACAGGUUCAGGAGACCUACGAUAUAAUGCCCUCUUCUGAUGAAAGCAAUCAAGUUUUAGCUGCCAUGCCUCGUCGUCAAAAACUUAGAUAUGAGGGGGAUCACUACACACCAAAAUGGGUGAGAUACACUGGUCAUUUAAAAGAAGGCUAUUGCGACAGUUGUAAUCCAGGAAAAUGGUUGCAGUUGAAGAACAGUGCUUAUUGGUACCACAAGCAAUUUUUUCAUGGCAUAUCUUCUGUAUCUGGAAAGUCCUUUAUGAAGCCAAUAGAACAGCGUAUGGGUAAAGGUGAUAUGAUUGAAGGUCUCUGUCACCAGUGCCACCGUUUUGUACCUGCCUGUAAUGGAAAAAAGAAAAACAACUACAUGUUAUGGUACAGACACGCUCACAAGUGUCAUUUAUACGAUAAACCAAAAGCAACAUUAAAAACAAUGAGAAAGACAUCCCUUACUUGCUCACCCACUUUACCAAAACAAUAAUACAUCUACCCUCUCUUUCUUUCUUUUUUUUUUCCCAAAUUAUUUUUGGCCUCAUUUGCAUGUAUAUAAUUUUUUUUUUUUUUCUACCGCACAAGUUUUAUGUAUAAAAAAAAAAAACAAAAAAAAA